AUGGCGGCUUUUCACUUCUACCACCACCACCAACACCACCACCACCAACACCACCACCUUCCGAGCGCGGAGCCGCGGAGGGUCCUCCACCGGCUCAUGGUCAUGUCCUCCGUCGGCAUCCUCUGCUUCUCCCUCGUCUACUUCCUGACCGGAUGCCGGGGGACGGAGCCGACGCAGACCCCCGACGACGACGACGACGCGAAACCGGCCGCACACGAGCUGCUGGUGUCCGGGUGGCUGGGCGAGAGGAACGGCAGCGUGCACGGCGCGGCGGGCGCGGCGGGUAACGGCUCCGGCAAAGACUGGACGGCCGGCCGCAGGUUGCCCCAGGCUCUGAUCAUCGGCGUGAAAAAGGGAGGCACCCGGGCCCUGCUGGAGUUCCUCCGGCUGCAUCCGGACGUCCGCGCCCUGGGCUCCGAACCCCACUUUUUUGACCGGCAUUACGCACGGGGACUGGAUUGGUACAGAAGCGUGAUGCCCAAAGCCCUGGACGGCCAGAUCGUCAUGGAGAAGACCCCGCGUUACUUCGUCACGGUGGAGACCCCUGCGCGGGUCCACGCUAUGUCACAGGAUGUAAAGCUGAUUGUGGUGGUCCGUGACCCCGUGACCCGGGCCAUAUCUGACUACACGCAGAUCAUCUCCAAGACCCCGGACAUCCCUCCGUUUGAGAACCUCGCCUUCAAAAACCGCUCCGCAGGGCAGAUCGACACGAUGUGGAGCCCGCUGUGGAUCGGCCUGUACGCCCAGCACCUGGAGCGCUGGCUGGCCUGGUUCCCCCGGGCUCAGAUCCACCUGGUCAGCGGGGAGAAGCUCAUUUCAGAUCCGUCUGGAGAGCUGGGGAAGGUCCAGGACUUCCUGGGCCUCCAGAGGAUCAUCACGGACAAACACUUCUACUUCAACAAGACCAAAGGCUUCCCCUGUCUGAAGAAGCCGGAGGGCAGCAGCAAGCCCCACUGUCUGGGCAAGACCAAGGGGAGGACGCACGCCUCCAUCGACCCCGAGGUGGUCCACAGACUGAGGGACUUCUACAAGCCCCACAACCAGCGCUUCUAUCAGAUGGCCGGCCAGGACUUUGGAUGGCAGUGA
This is a messenger RNA of Lampris incognitus (smalleye Pacific opah), 1086 nucleotides long. It is a transcript of the gene hs3st3l, whose product is annotated as heparan sulfate (glucosamine) 3-O-sulfotransferase 3-like. The coding region runs from base 1 to 1086 and encodes 361 amino acids. The record is from RefSeq and is a predicted model, not a curated record. Lineage: Eukaryota; Metazoa; Chordata; Actinopteri; Lampriformes; Lampridae. The transcript has 3 exons. Gene Ontology annotation, molecular function: [heparan sulfate]-glucosamine 3-sulfotransferase activity.